AUGCACCCAAUUCAACUUGCCCUCCCAUUUACUUCUCACUCUCACGAUAUCCCUACCUCGCUUUCAACCAACUCUUCGCCUACAAGAACUGAGGCACUAAAUAACCUCUUUCUGGUCGACCAGUCAGAAGACUUCCAGAGAACUGCCGAGCUUCUGGACAUUGGCCUCUCCAGCUAUAUCGAUGGUCCCUCACUUCCACCUCCAGCUUUGAUGUUCGACACGACGAUGUGUGACACAAUAGGGUUGGCAACGAUUGCGCAGCAGCAGCAGCAACAACAGAUCGGAGAUUUGGAACCCGACCCACAUGGAUCGGGUGGAGCAGGAAGCCAACAGCCAUCUACGCCUGGUUGGGGAUUAGUCGAGACUGCCGGCUUCCUCUUGGACGAUGUGCAUUCUUCUUCUGCCUCUUCUUCGAGGGUGUCGUUUUCGAGUGACGAUCCGUGGAUUGAGCAGUUCCUUCAACAGCAGCUUCCACCACUACCACCACCAAUCAUAUCAGCAGAGAUUCGACAACAGCAGCCACGGCAGGAACAUCAUCACCAGAAGCACCAGGUUUCUCAGGAGCAAUGGUUUCUUCUUCAGCAGCAACAGCAACAGUUCAACCAGACGACUGUCUCGACCCCAGACUACGUUCAGUCACAGCAUUCGACGUGGCCGUGGUUUCCAUUCGAUCAUCAGCAACAAAUCUCGUCGCCUCAACACAGUCUGCAUCUCGAAUACCCUUUUGCCAACCCACACCAUACACCACACACCAUACCCACUGACUACCUGCAGCACCAGAUACCUUCGCCUUCAUCCUCCUCGCCUUCUUUCCAGCACCAUCAGUACGUAACACCCCCAUACGAAACAUUUGAACACCAAUGCAAUCAAAAACAUCAGCAACAGCAACCACACCCUCCUCAACAGCAACACCACCACCUACGACGGAACAGUAACAACCAUCGCCACCCUCAACAUCAUCACCACUACCAACAUCUUUUUCACCACCACGAGAUUCCGGUGAUCCAAUCCCUCAAGAGACGCCGCCGGUUGACGACCGAAGAGUCUGAGUACUUGAUGGUCCAGUUCAACCUCAAUGGGCGCCCCACCGCGCAAGAACGCGAUUGCUUUGCAAGGCACUUGAAACUGAAUCGACGGACGAUUCAGGUCUGGUUCCAGAACCGGAGGGCCAAGUUGAAGCGGGAUGAGCGCGGUGUAUGUGGGCAAAAUGGUAGUGCGGGAGGAAGUGGAGGCGGACGGGGUGACGACGAUGAUGAUGAGGGAGAAGAAGAUGGGGAUUUUGAUGAUGGGACGGGUGGUGUGCAGGAAGCAAGCAAGGACACGAAUGUUGGUCGGGAACUGGGAUACCAGCAACAGACGAUUCAUCAGCAGAACACUGGAGGGGAUGGUCUCUUUCAAUUACUCCCUCAACAACAACAACAACUGUACCCUCUGUUACCACCCCCUUCUCUCGAUAUUCUUGAUCUCGAUGGCGAGGGCAAUGGAGAGGGCGACGAUCUAGGUCUUGAUUUUUUUCACAUAUGGAACACCAACAAUGAAGCCAACUACAUUACCGGGAGCAGCAACAAUGGCAGUAACAGUAACACAAUCAGCAGAGGAGAAAUGAUGACCGGGAUGGGGAUGGGACUGGCGCAGGCAGCACGGCUUGAGAUGGAGCUGUUUUCGGGACAGCACAGCCAGUACUACCAGUUACAACAGCAGCAACAGCAGCUGCGGAUGGCACAGGUGGCGGCGGAGGAUCAUGAUCCGCCGCAUCCUUUGCAGAGGUGGGUUGACGGUGCCUCCUUCCGAGAUUGUCUUCCGUAG
Linnemannia hyalina is the source of this 1806-nucleotide messenger RNA. The record is from the annotation of a GenBank genome assembly. NCBI's taxonomy places the organism in Eukaryota, Fungi, Mortierellomycota, Mortierellomycetes, Mortierellales, Mortierellaceae.